CAGGGGUUUUAUGCUAUUUCAUUUUAAAAGCAUACAACCUUGAAUCCACGUCGUCUAGGGUUUCGACUCUCACAUUUGGGAUGUCAUCCUGUGAAUCAGCGUACUCUACUUCUUGUUACUACCACUUGCCAUCGCUGAACUUCACAAUCAGAAAGUUCAAGAACUUCGUGGCUUUGCAAACCGCCCAUGGUGGUGGCGCGGUGGUGAUCCGACAAAACAAAAGAAAACUCGGAUAUCCUGCAAAUUCAUUACAGUCACUCCUCUCUCAGUCACGAAGCCGCCUCCGAAUCCACCAUGUUCCAGUGGACUUCGUCGACCGUCCGACGCAGUGCCGCUCACUGCUCGCUAUCGUCGGGCCACCGCAAAUCUAUGAUGCCACCCCCAUCACUGAGUCGUUGACCGCCGCACCGUGUAGUCGCUCAACAGCUAUCCGUCUGAAUCUGUCAAUUGUCGCCGCUCAUGAGUGCGGUUCGUUGAUCUCAGUCGCCGAAACCCUUGUUUGGGUCUUUCGGUUAAGAGAAGAAACAAUUAAAAGAGAUGAUGGAAAAAGGUUUGUCUCCAUUGAGAGCAUGUUUUUGCAAUUUAGCCUAUUUUUUAUGAUGGGAGGUACAAAAUUUACAUUGAAUGAUGCAUUAUUCUCCCCAAAAUCAACAAAAAACUUGUUGAGUUUUAAAGAUAUCCAAAUGAACGGAUACCACGUUGAAACAAUGAAUAAAGGGAGAGUUGAAUAUCUUUGCAUUACCUCAUAUAAUACGGGAAAUAAAUGUGUUUUGGAGAGGUUACCUAUUCUAUCCUCGGGUUUAUAUUACACCCAGAUUAAUAUGAUCGAGGCUUAUGCUGCAACAAAUUCAAAGAUGAAUGAAAUGUUUAAACUUUGGCAUGAUCGACUUGGUCAUCCUGGCUCGAUAAUGAUGCGAAGAAUUAUUGAAACUUCUAGUGGGCAUCCAUUAAAAAAUCAGAGGAUAUUGCAAAUACAUGAAUUGACAUGUGCCUCAUGUUCUCAAUGGAAGUUGAUAAUGAGACCAUCGCAUACUAAAGUCGGACAUGAAGCACCAUUAUUUUUAGAAAGGAUUCAUGGUGAAAUAUGUGGACCUAUUCAUCCACCUUGUGGUCCAUUCAGAUAUUUUAUGGUGUUAAUUGAUGCCUCUAGUAGAUGGUCUCACGUGAGUUUGUUAUCCACUAGAAAUGUGGUAUUUGCUAAAUUACUUGCCCAGCUUAUUAAAUUAAGGGCUCAAUUCCCAGAUUAUAUUAUCAAAAGAGUCAGACUUAACAAUGCUGGUGAGUUUACAUCUCAAGCAUUUAAUGAUUAUUAUAUGGCAGUGAGAAUUGAUGUUGAACAUCUUGUGGCACAUGUUCACACUCAAAAUGGUCUAGCAGAAUCAUUGAUUAAACGACUGCAACUUAUAGCUAGACCAUUGAUAAUGAGGACAAAACUCCACACUUCAGUAUGGGGACAUGCGAUUCUGCAUACAGAUGAUCUAAUUCGAAUAAGACCAGGUGCACACCAUACAUACUCGCUAUUACAGUUGGCAUAUGGUCGAGAACCAAAUAUUGCACAUAUAAGAGUUUUUGGUUGUGUAGUGUAUGUACCAAUUGCUCCGCCCCAACGUACAAAAAUGGGGCCUCAAAGAAGGUUGGGGAUAUAUGUUGGAUAUGAAUCUCCAUCAAUAAUCAAAUACCUUGAGCCAAAAACAGGUGAUGUUUUUACAGCUCGGUUUGAUGAUUGUCAUUUUAAUGAAGAAUUGUUUCCCACCUUAGGUGGGAAUGAAAGGUCAAUUGAGAGAAAUAUUGAAUGGAAAACAUCAUCACUAUCAUAUCUUGAUCCUCCCACCAAAAAAAUAGAGCAAGAA
Molecule: messenger RNA, 1850 nt
Organism: Striga hermonthica
Lineage: Eukaryota; Viridiplantae; Streptophyta; Magnoliopsida; Lamiales; Orobanchaceae
Source: the annotation of a GenBank genome assembly